Fopius arisanus is the source of this 396-nucleotide messenger RNA. RefSeq names its product serine/arginine-rich splicing factor RS2Z33-like. NCBI's taxonomy places the organism in Eukaryota, Metazoa, Arthropoda, Insecta, Hymenoptera, Braconidae. Gene Ontology annotation, molecular function: zinc ion binding; nucleic acid binding. The record is from RefSeq and is a predicted model, not a curated record. Bases 1 to 396 code for a protein of 131 amino acids. The transcript has a single exon.
AUGAUCAGCAGGAGGAAGGACGACCAGUCAACGGGAACCAGACCACCCAGCCCCCAGUGUUUCAACUGUGGGGUUCCCUCCCAUCGACGACAGCAGUGCCCGAAACCGGCAAUCGUCGUCUGCUUCCGUUGCGGCCGAAAGGGUAAUACGACGAGGACUUGCCCCCAGUGCGGCGACCAGUGGAGGGCCGAGGGGCCGUACAUACCAGCCCUCGGACGGAACGUCCCUAGGGACCAGCUCACGGCUCAGCAGCCCAAGCCUCCCGCAGAGGAGGGCAGGAAGAAGAAAGGCAGACGCGCCCCCAGGGCGCAACGCCCACUCGACACGAGGGCUAGAGCAGGACCACCCCCGUCACCACCUGAGCGACACUGGGAUUAUCAGACCACCACGCACUAG